Molecule: messenger RNA, 1630 nt
Organism: Eruca vesicaria subsp. sativa (arugula)
Lineage: Eukaryota; Viridiplantae; Streptophyta; Magnoliopsida; Brassicales; Brassicaceae
Source: the annotation of a GenBank genome assembly
CAACUUCAGCCUUUUCGAUUUUGAUAUAUGGCUCUCUGCAACACAACUUUUCCCUCUUUCAUUACAGUUCACGCCUCUCUUGUCUCAUUAUACCCAAAUAAAUGAAUAAAAUUAAAUAUGAAAACACAGAGAGAGAAACCAAACUGAAACGCUCUGAAACAAUGGCUACCGCCGCCGCGAAGCGAAGAAGACUCGACGACGGAAAGCAAAUCGCCUUAAUCGAAGGACUUCCCGACCACAUAACGGAGAUCUGCCUUUCCCUCGUCUGCCGUCCGACGCUACUCGCCGCCGUCUGUACACGGUGGCGCCGCCUCGUAUACUCUCCCGAGUUCCCACCGUUCUCGUCUCUCUACGCGCUUUUCGUAGACUCAAGCUCAAAUCCAAACCGUCGAGUUGACUCAGCAAUCCGGUUUAUGUGUUUCGACCCGGUUUCUUCCAAAUGGGACCCGCUUCCUCCUCCUCCACCUGAACUACCUCUUAACCGGAUUAUCCACCGUCACCCGUCGUAUAUCUCCUUUAACCUACCGAUUCAGUGCGUCUCCGCCGCCGGAAAACUCGUCCUCAUCGCCGGGAGUAACCAAGAACUCUCUCCGGCGAUCUCUCACCCUCUGAUUUUCGAUCCAGUCUCUUCUUCAUGGACCUCCGGGCCACCAAUUAAAUCCCCGAGACGGUGGUGCGCGACCGGAGCUUGCGGCGGAGAUAUCUACAUCGCUAGUGGUGUGAGCUCGCAGUUCUCGACAACCGUCGCGAAGUCGAUCGAGAAACUCGGUCUCACGGAUCAUAACCAUAACAACUGGGAGAAACUGAGAGAGAUGAGAGACUUACGGUUUAGCCGUGAAGCCAUUGACGCCGUUGGGUGGAGUAGGAAGCUUUUGAUGGUCAACGUAAAAGGCGACGCGGUUAAAGAAGGAGCCAUAUACGACGUCGUUAAAGACGAUUGGGAAGUGAUGCCGGAGGAGAUGGUGGCAGGAUGGAGAGGUCCGGUGGCGGCCAUGGAGGAGGAGAAGCUUUACUCAGUUGAUGAGAGGAAUGGAACAGUGAGAAUAUACGAUGAGGAGAAGAGAGAGUGGGGAGAAGUAAGGGUGGUGGAUGGUGGAGAAGAGAUGCUUAAAGGAGCUCAGCAAGCUACGGCGGUGGCCGGGAAACUCUGUGUUGUUACCGGUGGGGGAAGAAUCGUAGUUGUGGAUGUUAGGGCGGAGCCUGCGAAGAUUUGGUCCGUGGAGAACCCUCUAGGGCUUGAACCGGUUUCGGUUCACGUAUUACCAAGAAUGAGCCGACCGGAUGUUAGCUGACUAUAGGAGCAUGAGAUUCCUGGUGAUCAUUCUACCUUUUAUUUCAUGGAGAUCGGUGAAGCAUACUAACUUAUUGACCAAAAAAGCUACUGGCUCGAUGCUAAAACGUGAAGGAGAUUCACCAACUUGCAGGAUCACAAGAGCAAGCCACGUCCCACCUUAUUCAACGAAGAAAGAUAUACACAUACAAGAUAUAAAUAAGAAUCACCUAUUCAUCAUUUCAUCACAAUCACUAAAGCAACAUGCAGGCCUUAUAGAAGCAAUGGAACUGUUUUUCCUUCUUCAGUUUAAUGUUAGAGUAAGUGUCUGCCUAUGGCAUAACCAACAUAAACAUUGAU